GCAUGUUCCUUACUUCCUUUGGGCACCAACAAACACAUAGACACAUCCACUUAGAUCAACUUUCCUCAUCCCUUGAUUUCCACUCCACCAAGGUACCAAACCUACCAAAUGGCAGCAAAGCCUGCAGAAGAACCUCCUCAUGGAGAAACUCUCAAGUACCAGACGUGGGUUCUCAAAGUAUUGAUCCACUGCGAAGGCUGCAAAAAGAGAGUCAAGAAAAUUCUUCAAGGAAUCGAUGGGGUUUAUAAAACAGAGGUGGAUUCUCUGCAGCACAAGGUUACGGUCACUGGUAACGUGGACGCCGAGACUCUCAUCAAGAGGCUUUCAAGGUCAGGGAGGCUAGUGGAGCUUUGGCCAGAGAAACCAGCUGAGAAGAAAGAUAAUAAAAAGUCGGGAAAAUCCAAUAAGGGUGGUGAUAUCAACAAGGAGAAGGAAAACCAAAAGAAUGGUGAACCAGGUGCUGAUGCUGGUUCAAACGAGGGUUCUAAAGAUGGUGCCGGUGAUGGUGAAGAUUCCGAGAAAGAAGAACACGGUGAUGAAUGUGAGGAGGGAGGUGGUGGUGGUGGUGGUGGCGGUGGUGAAGGUGGCAAAAAGAAGAAAAAGAAAAAGAAGAAGAAGAACAACGGGGAAAACGGUGGUUCUGCAUCUGUUCCUCCUAAGAAUGGAGAAAUUAGUAAAGUUGAUGCAUCGGUGGCUUCAAAUUUGGGGACUUCAAUGGCUGCGAAGGAUCUUGUUAACCCUCCAAUUCAGCAUGCCUACCCUUAUCCACAUGUGUAUUAUUCACCUCCUCCUGCUCCUCCAGCUUAUGGAUUAAGCUAUAACACAGCAUAUCCUAUCUCAAGUGCUUCAUAUUAUGUCGGGGCACCCAUCAUGCCCAUGCAUGCUUACGCCACUCCAUACUCUAGACUGCCACCACCUCCUCCACCGUCCGAUCCGAUCAAGCACUAUGGUGCAGAUGAUGAUGAUGAGGAUGAGUAUGGAGGUGGUGGAUAUUGCUCCAUCAUGUGACAGUGAAGUACUUGCUAUAACUAGUGUUAUUUAUUACUUAUCAGUGAUAAAACUAGUUUAAAUUUUGUAACAUGUUCAACCAAAUUAGAAAUUAACUACGGUGUUCGAUGCUUUGUCUCUGCUUCCUUUUUCUUUAACCUUGUUAAGAGUACAGCUUUUGUGGUUUCCUUGUAAUGCUCUGCAAUUUGUAGGUCCUGAAAUCUUCAUUUCCCUCUCUAUCAUAUGUGUAAAGUAUCUUUAUAAGUAGCAGCUUUUCUUUUUCUCU
This is a messenger RNA of Vigna umbellata (rice bean), 1273 nucleotides long. RefSeq lists its product as uncharacterized. NCBI's taxonomy places the organism in Eukaryota, Viridiplantae, Streptophyta, Magnoliopsida, Fabales, Fabaceae. The record is from RefSeq and is a predicted model, not a curated record. Gene Ontology annotation, molecular function: metal ion binding.